Messenger RNA from Rhizoctonia solani, 1179 nucleotides. RefSeq lists its product as uncharacterized. Gene Ontology annotation, cellular component: nucleus. Gene Ontology annotation, molecular function: RNA binding. The coding region runs from base 1 to 1179 and encodes 392 amino acids. Lineage: Eukaryota; Fungi; Basidiomycota; Agaricomycetes; Cantharellales; Ceratobasidiaceae. The record is from RefSeq and is a predicted model, not a curated record. The transcript is spliced from 9 exons.
AUGUCGGACCGAAAGCGUAAAUGGGACCAACCAGCAUCGGGAGACGGUGACAUUCCCUCGAAAGUGACCAAGACAGAAGAGACGAACAAGGCGAGCGAGGCCGCCACGCUGCUGUCAGCUCUUAUUGCUGCGAAGAUUGCGCUCAGUUCGGGAGCGCUCGACCAUAAACGAGAUCCAUUUGACGGUCCGUUUACGCACGAUAUCGAGAUCAACGAUUUGCGCAACCGGUACUUGUUAACAAAGGGGUCGACCCAACAACAGAUUCAUUCAGAGACGGACGCGUCUGUUACCACAAAGGGUGUUUGGUAUCCGGAUAAAUCCAAGGCGACUGAAAAGGACCCACCGCUUUACUUGCACAUUUCGGCGGCCACUCAAGAAGUCUUGAACAAGGCAAUCGAGAAGGUCAAUGAGUUGAUCAACACCGACAUGGGCAGCCUGUUGGAGGACAGGAAACGGGAUGAUAGAGGUCGUGAGAGGAAAAAGUGGCCCGAGGAAAAAAUUCCAGUUGGUCUAGAGACUCUACGAAACUUUAACGUCCGCGCAAAAGUUGUCGGUCCAACCGGUAUGUUUGUAAAGUAUAUUCAACAAGAGACAGGCACUCGUGUCCAAAUCAAGGGCCAAGGCUCUGGUUAUCUCGAUAAUGAAACUGGACGUGAAUCUGAGGAGCCGAUGCAUAUCCAUAUUUCGGGUCCUGAGGAAGGUAUGGUCAAACGCGCUAAAGAGCUCACCGACGACUUGUUGGAGGUCGUUCGUGCCGAGCACGAAAAGGCUCGGCAAAUGAUGUACCAUCAACAACAUGAGCUACAUCUACUCCAACAAGGUCAAUAUGGGUACAACUUCAAUCAAAUGGGUGGGUAUGAUGGUAGUGCGGCCCCUGCUCCUCCUCCAACAGAAGCUCCCCCACCUCCUCCGCCUCCGCCUGGUGGGGAGGCUCCUCCCCCUCCCCCCGGAGGAGAAGCACCCCCGCCUCCUCCUGGUGGUGCUCCUCCACCAGGCCCGCCAGGUGCUGCGGAUACCCAAUCAGCACAAGAGCAGUUCAAGGCUUACUGGGCUGCAUAUGGAUACGACGUCGAUUCUGACCAAUUCAAGCAGUGGAUGGCAUCUCAGCAGUCAGACCCAUCCCAGUAUGGCCAAUAUUACCAGCAGGGUGCAGGACAACAGCCCCCGACAUCAUCUUAA